Molecule: messenger RNA, 6420 nt
Organism: Strigops habroptila (Kakapo)
Lineage: Eukaryota; Metazoa; Chordata; Aves; Psittaciformes; Psittacidae
Gene: PARVA
Product: parvin alpha
Exons: 13
Coding region: 362-1360 (332 amino acids)
Biological process (GO): cilium assembly; actin cytoskeleton organization; substrate adhesion-dependent cell spreading
Cellular component (GO): focal adhesion; actin cytoskeleton; cytoplasm
Molecular function (GO): actin binding
Source: RefSeq, a predicted model, not a curated record
UGUAUUGGCUUGUUUGUAUUUAUUCUCUUCUGUUACUGAGAGAUGUUUGGGCAUCGAAGCAAGGGGUUUGUCUUUGAAACUUAUUAGGUCAGCAGAGGGAUGACUGAAGUUGCUCUGAACUGUAAAAGGUAUAGAACCUGUACAGUACAGAACUAGUGGCAGGACUGUUUCAAUGCUUCUCUGAAUCUCUCUUUUCCUCUGUUCUCAGAGCAUGUGUUACCAGAAUAUUGAUUUUUGCAGCAUUAGGGACUUUGGCUGAGUAAGACAUACGAAUCCAUGUUUCCUGACAACUGUGAGCAUCUCCAAACUGUGGGAUCUUGGAUUACUUCGCCAUUCCUGUAUCAAAGUUCUCUCUCAACCUAUGUCUGGACUUCACAUAUCUGAAUUACAGGAAGAAGGAAUAAAUGCCAUUAACUUACCUCUCAGUCCAAUUCCAUUUGAACUAGACCCUGAGGACACUAUGCUAGAGGAAAAUGAAGUCCGAACAAUGGUUGAUCCAAAUUCAAGAAAUGACCCAAAAUUACAAGAACUAAUGAAGGUAUUAAUUGACUGGAUUAAUGAUGUGUUGGUAGGAGAGAGGAUUAUUGUGAAAGACUUGGCUGAAGACCUGUAUGAUGGACAAGUAUUGCAGAAAUUAUUUGAGAAACUUGAAAGUGAGAAGCUGAAUGUUGCUGAAGUUACUCAGUCUGAAAUUGCUCAGAAACAGAAGCUACAGACAGUGCUUGAAAAGAUCAAUGAAACCCUUAAACUUCCUCCAAGAAGCAUUAAAUGGAAUGUUGACUCUGUUCAUGCUAAAAGCCUCGUAGCAAUACUUCAUCUUCUGGUUGCAUUAUCACAGUAUUUUCGAGCACCAAUCCGACUCCCAGAUCAUGUGUCCAUUCAGGUGGUUGUUGUGCAGAAACGAGACGGAAUCCUCCAGUCUCGACAAAUCCAAGAGGAAAUAACUGGUAACACUGAGGCAUUAUCAGGAAGGCAUGAAAGAGACGCAUUUGACACUUUAUUUGACCAUGCUCCAGACAAGCUCAAUGUAGUGAAAAAGACUCUCAUCACCUUUGUGAACAAGCAUCUGAAUAAAUUGAAUUUGGAGGUCACUGAACUGGAGACCCAGUUUGCAGAUGGUGUGUACUUAGUCCUGCUAAUGGGUCUCCUAGAAGGCUAUUUUGUUCCUCUGCAUAGCUUUUUCUUGACUCCUGAUAGUUUUGAACAAAAGGUCCUCAAUGUAUCCUUUGCAUUUGAGCUAAUGCAAGAUGGUGGAUUGGAAAAACCAAAGCCAAGACCAGAAGAUAUUGUAAAUUGUGACCUGAAGUCUACACUGAGAGUACUGUACAAUUUGUUUACCAAAUACAGGAACGUGGAGUGAAGAAUUGAUUUGGGUCGUAAAGGAGUGUUAAGAAGGAAGCAUCAUAACUAGCAUAUUUUUUAUCAGUAUUCCUCUGCAUCUUUAUCUGAAAAGGAACUGAACCAUUUAUCUGAAGCAUUUUCAAUUGAUUAUUCAUGCACUACUAUUUUUAUAGUAGAUUUAAAACUAAAAAUGAAGAAAAAAGGUUUGGAGGAAGAUAUUUGGGUAUAUUCUGGGAGAAUUAAUGUCUCAGUAAUAACUGUCUUCACACUGUUCUGCAGUAGGUGGAGAAACAAUGAAAAAAGAUAUAGUAACUUUGAUUCAAAUCAGCAUUUGAAGCAAAUUAUAGGAAGAUUCUGUACUGAGUAUCUAUUUGAAUAUUUUUUACAUAUGUCUUUUCUAAUCUGGGGAGGGGAACGAUAUUUUAUAUCCAUGAUAAGACAGUUGCAUUCUAAUUAUGGGAAAUGUGCAUGGGGAAAAACAGUUAAAUACUCUUGUUCACAUCACAGCUAAAAAGAUACUUUUUCAAGCACUUAACCUAAUCGAUUUAUAUUCCCAGUGCUAUUAGGCUUGAUUUUUAGGGGUACAAACUGAAGUGGCUACUCAUUCCUUCAGACUUACUAUAGUGUGAUGCUCUGCUUUAACUAUGUGUUAUUGAGCAUUCCGCAUAAGCACGGUUUGCAGCUUGUCACUUGGUUUUGUUCAGGAAGAGGUCUUUUUUACAAAGUACAUGUUUCAGGAAAACACAUUAUAUAAUACAGUUUCCCUAUAAUAUUUGUAUUAUUAUGUAGCAUUAGAAAGUAAAAGAAUGGUUUGGUUUUCAUUUGGUAAUUUAAACACAGGAUUACCAGGUUGUAAGUUUAGAUUUAUUGCUAAGUAGGAUUUAGAAUUUGUCCCUUUGUUUGAUUUUAUGAUGCAUGUAUUUUGCUGCUUAAUGUCCAACACAAAAAAAGAAAGAUUCAUUUUCUAGAAACAUUCCUGUAGCCUUUCAGUUACAAAAGCACUGCUUUUUGGUCAAAACUACUUCCAUUUGCAAAGACUCCAUUACAAUGUAAGGUUUUUGGGUCAUUUUACACAGCUAUAAAGAAUACUUUUAUCUAAUCAUGACCAAGUAUAAGCUGUUACCUGUUUGGUUUUAGCUUUAACAAAGACAGGAAAGAGAAAUGGGAGUUGAUUCUUGUCUUAGACCGAUACCAAGCACCCAUUAUGUUUCCAUAAAGAAGCUGAUGGAGACUGCUCGAAUCAUCAAAAACUCUGCUGGCAUAAGUUGAGGAGUAAAUCAAUCGUUUGCUGGAAGUCUUGAUGUUAGAUAUUCUUCUAAGUGAAGUGAUCCAAUGCAACCACAGAUUCUUGGGAUCCUGAGUUACAGAGUAAGGAAGAAAAUCCUUAGACAGAAAUUACUGAAUGACUGUUCAGAAAUCCUUGGACUGCUUACUGCAGGAAGGAGACUUGUUAAUAGUCAUCCAAUUACAACAACUGGUAUAGGUAAAAGGGAAAGCAAUCCAUCAGCUCUUGGGUCUGUUCGUCUGUAGAAAUGCAGUGCUGGCAAGAACAGCCAGUAACAGCUAUAUGUUACUUAUAUAAAGCAUUACAUAUUUUUCAAUUUUUCAGGGCUUUUUUAAUGUAGAGCUUUCCAGUCCAAUAUUAGCAAAAAAGGAAGACAAGCAAUUACGUUCUGUCUUUAAUCACAGAAUCAUAGAGUGGUUUGGGUUGGAAGGGACCUUAAAGCUCAUGUAGUUCCAACCCCCUGCCAUGGACAGGGGCACCUUCCACUAGACCAGGUUGCUCAAAGCCGCAUCCGUAAUGAACACUCAUAAUGAACACUAACUGAUGUUACAGAAAUUAUUAUUCUGAGAAAUAUAUAUCAACAUUUGCAAAGGAAAGUCACUAUAUAAUUCAGAGGACAAUACCUGGAUGUUCUCUGAACUCAGAAAUUGUUAUCUGAUUGUUAUAAGCUUUCUAAGUAUCUUUAUUAAAAUAUUUUGUUACCGCUGUAUUUUUAAAAGUUUCUGAAAUUAGAGGUACAGAAAAUUAACAAUUAUUUGCCUUUUACAGAGGGAAAUAACUGGACAUUUUGACCUCCAUGAAAAUGAACAUGUUUUGAUUAUAUCUUUAAUAUCUGAGAAGCAAAGCAAAACAAUAGGAAUCAACCAAGCAUUUUUAGAGCAAACUGAGACCAGCAGCAGUUUCAGCUUAUUUAAUGUUUAACAUGUACGUUUUUCAUUUGUGCACCUAGAUUGUAGUAACUGUAAUAGUUAAUUAAAAACAUGUACGAUGUUUUUCUGCAGAUCAUGCUCAGCUGAAACAUUCUUUUACAUCUCAGCAAUGCUAAAACAUUUUUAUUGCCCUUGUUUUCAGGAGUGCACUUUCUUUAAAGAGGAGAUUUAUACGUGUAAAGGAAAAAAGUUAGGAACAAUGAAACUGUUUUUUGCCUGGACUUGAAAGUAAGUGUUCCUGUGCUAUACUGGUAUAACGUUUUGGAGAAUUUGAAGUCUAUCAGGCUCUAUUUUCUAUCCUUAAAAAACAUAAAACUGAGACAGAAUGAUGGAAUCCUCAUGCUGAAAUGUAAUUAUGCAGAAUCGUAGAAACAAAUAAUAUCCAACCUUUACACAAUUAUCUAUCCUAUCCUAAGAAUUUAUGUAAAUGAAAAUCUAUUGUAUAAACGAGAGUGUCUUAUGUAAAUAUAGACCCACGUGAUAGUUUUAACACAUUCACACAAAUAGUAUAUGCUGCCAUGUAGAGUGGGUCACUGCUUAUAUUUUUGACAGUGUAGAUUUAAAUAGCUAUCAGAUAAAUAUGAAAUCUAAUAUACAGAUUAUAUCUAAUAUUUAUUGCUUUGAUACAGAAUAUUAUAGAAAUAUAGAAUACUACUGUAGACAGUUUGCCCUUCAGCAAUCAGUGUAGGCCAGCACCUUCCUUCAGGGAAGUGAAAUGUUAGGUUAACUGGGCCAAAUUCUGAUGAUGCCUGUGAUGCUUUUAUUCUUGAUACAGAGCAGUGUAUACUGAUGUACAGCUGAAUGCAGAAUUUUCCUCACUGUUUAUAUUAAGAUAGAAGUUGUUUAAAUUUUAGGUCAAUCCUAGUUUUAUUUAUAUUUGCGUUAAAUGAUUAAAUAGAUCCAGAUCAACGGAUGUAGCCCAUGUAAGAUAUGAACAGUCACCUGGAGAGGCAAGUUUUUCUCCUGGUCCCAGAGGGAGCCUCUAAUCUUGAGGCUGCUGUCUCAGUGAUUUGGCUAGGUUUCUAAAGCCAAGUAGUAUGAAUCCAAGCCACUGCCUUAAGAUCUCAUGGUGGUAUUCGGAUCUCAUCCACCAGACCAAUAUGCUUGUCUGUCGUGCUCUGUCACAUGAAGGCCCACAAGUAGUGGAGUCCAUUGAAAACUGGCAGAAUAUUAACCUGCCUUGAAUAACAAACAGUAAACAUUUCUGCUGCUGGGGCAUUAUGAAACUGCCAAAAGAACAGAGCUUUCUAUGCUUCUCUGAUUUCUAAUCCGUCUGUUGCCUCCAGCAAUGUGGUAUCCAGGUUUGUUUUGUGGUUGGAGAUAGGCAUUCUUUUCCUAUUGAUGGAGCCUGGCAUGCUCUGUCAACCACACAAAACUUACUUUUUUUCAAAGAGCAGCUAGAGAUUCUUAAUAGUAUGUCAAAAAGAUGUUGUUAAAAUAAUUAUCUAAAAUCCUAGUAUCUUGAGGUCAACUCCUCUCAGAUUUCCUUCCCAGCUGACUGUCAUUUAGUUGCUGUAAAGAACAGGCCCUAGUAAAAAAAAAAGUAUUGAAGGAAUCUUUUCAUAAUUUUACCUGAGAUACACACAUAAAGUCCAGAAUUUGAUUGCUCUAUAUUUCUGAUGGAGUACAGAUGCACCAAGUUUCUUAUUAAAUGAGCUGACUGAAGAAUAUUUAGUUCUUUCCAUUUCUUAGUCAGUAGAUAUCUUCCUGUAAUAGGGCGGCAGCAGCCUUAUACGUAGUUCAGGAAUUCAAGUGGAGCAGCAAGUGUUGUAUAAUGUCCAAAUCUACUUCGACUGACUGUGGACCAAGUUGCCGAUCAGCAUAUCUCCAUGUGAACCAGUGGCGUUAAAUCAACAGAGGGUUUGGUCCUUUCUGUUUUACAGAGGGUUACAGUACUUGUGAAUGGUUUGCAUUCAGGCAGACUAUAUUGAUUGAGGUAAAUGCUACUCAGUUGACUUUUGUUCUUAAUUUCUGAAAGUGUGUUUUUAAAUUCAUGUUUCAGAUUAAUUUAGCAGACACCUUGCUGCAAGCGACAGUCACAUAAAGCAAAAUGACUUUUAAAAGUAAUGGGAUUUAUUUCAUUAGAGAAAGAUAUAUAUGAUAUUUAAUAAACUGGAUACUAGCUUUAGGUCUAGUUUUUGUUGUUCCUGUCUUCCUAUCAAAACAGCUUUCAUGAAUGGCCUGUGUGUGUGCCAAGCACGCAAAAAAGAACAGUGCCUUGAAUAACUCUUGCAAGAUUUUCUACACUAUUAUCUAAUAGACUUUUGUCAUUUUCCUAUAAGAAUUAGUGUAGGGUUUCUUUUUACAGUGAGAAGUACAAUUAAAAGCUGAAGAAAUCCUUUGUAGAAAGUUAAAAUUAGCUUAAAUUAAGGUCUUUCAUUUUGAUGUCUCACAUGAAAAAUGGAGAUAGCAGCACCAAAAUUCCCAAAUUAUGUGUACCUCAGCAUCCACAAUUUUUCCAAAGAUGUUUUGAGUCAUUUAGUAGUUACUAGGGCUGAUUUUACAUAUUUUGGCAAUAUCUUCUGUAUGAGUGUUUCUUUUCCAGUAAUGAGAUUUUCUUUUCUGUCUAACAGUUUAAUACUACACACUCUGCAACAAUGUAUGUUUCACUGUAAUAUUUGGUUCUCAAUUUCAAUAUCAAACUAAUGAAAAAAUAGAAUAUUUGCAAAAUCUGCUUCUUAACAUGUGUAUCUGAAAGUAAGGGUUAGUUUAAAUUAAGCUGCAUUGCUUUCAGCUGAAGAGUUAGCUUUCACAGAAUGUAUUUUAUGUACCCUGUAAGUAAGAGACACCAUUGCUGAAUUUUUCCUGUGCUUUUUCUGAAACCUUUAUUAUGAUCCACAAUAAAAUUUGCACCUGAAAAAUCAA